AUGGAUGCACUAUAUCCCCGGGACUGGACCGAUGUGCUCGAAAUCAUUGCUGCUACCGGUUCCUUUCUCUUUGUCUCCAUUCUUCUGUUGAUUCAGCAACCUCUUAGCCGCAACCGCUCCAUGUGUACCAUAGUGUCACGCAAAUUGUACAACAUGUCCCAGGGGCAGACAGUGACCGCAGAAUUAGCGCGCGACCCCUCGCAGUGCCCCCAGAAGGUCUUUCACAAGCUCUUUGAGGGUCAUCAUUCAUUACACGCACACAGUGGAUCAGACUCGGACUCGGACAGUGCAUCAAAAUGGGAGCAGUUAGAGGAGUUGCAGAAGGCUCGCUCCUGUGGGAAUUUUGGAACAACCGAGACAAGCGAGCUAUUCUUGAAGGUCAGACAAGUGGUGAAAAAAAUAAUUGCUUCAUCUAAUUUUCGAAUCCAGGUGUACCAUGACGCCCUGUGCUGUCUGGAGAAGAACCCCAUGUCCGGGGUGGUCUCACCCCCUCUUUUGGGGGGCACCGGGGUCUUGCCCUUGACCAUUGUGGCCCCUUUACCAGAUCUAUGUCGCCAUUUAGCAAAUUGCAUUGUACGGGCCGAGCAUGAGAUUUUUCUAGGCACCAAUUUUUGGAUUCACUCUGACGCAUCCACUCUGAUCACGAAUGCCAUCCGGGAGCUCUCCAAGAGAGCGGGAGAACAAGGUCGAAAGGUGGUCAUGAAGAUGAUUUAUGAUCGGGGAGAUCCUCGCCAGGCCUGGGACAACAGGCUCAAUGUCAAAGAGGACCAAUACGUUGGAGGAAAGGUAAGACUUCCUGCGGCGAGUGAGAUCCCCAACGUCGAUCUUCAAGUGAUCAACUUUCACCGACCCAUUUUUGGAACAUUCCAUGCGAAGUUCACUGUGAUCGACCGUCGCAUGGCUCUCAUCCAAAGUAGCAACAUCCAAGAUAAUGAUAACCUCGAGAUGCUAUCGCACAUCGAAGGUCCUAUCGUGGACUCGUUCUAUGAUGCUGCUCUGCUAUCCUGGGGAAAGCCCCUGGAGCCUCCAUUCCCCCUUCUGAACUCUCCUGCCAAGGAUGCUCCCAUAUCGAGCUACGGAGCCGAGCAGAAUGGUGCUUCAGAGAAUGGAACAGAUGCUCUCCCUGAACUUACAACCAGAUCCCCACACUAUGAUCAUGACCUACAUCACGAGGCUCGGAGGGUCAACGGCAGCAUUCACCCACUACAAAAUGAAACUCCGACGCAGGCCGUCAGCCGGCACCUUAAUACGACUAUCCAACCAGACACAACCGGCGAUGCACCCGACAGCGACCAAAAUCCCAUCAUGACCCCAUACAUGCUCCUUCCAGAUCACGAGCCCUUUGCAAUGGCAGUAGUGAACAGAGAGCCAUUCGGAUGUGAGUACUCGUCCAGCGAGCAGAUCCCAAGAUCGCCAUCUAACCCCAAACAAGCCCCAAACCACAGCAGCAUCCACACACCCCAGAACUCCGCCUGGAUCUCGGCAAUCAACCACGCCCAAAGAUCCAUCCUGAUCCAAACACCCAACAUGAACGCCGAACCCCUGAUGGAACCUCUCAUCAACGCCGCUCGCCGCGGCGUCAUCGUAACCUGCUACCUAUGUCUCGGCUACAAUGACGCAGGCGAGCUCCUUCCAUUCCAAAAUGGAACCAACGAGAUGAUCGCAAACAGACUAUACAACUCUCUCGGAUCAGACGAAGAAAAGUCCCGCCUGCGAGUAUGCUACUACGUCGGCAAAGACCAGACCCGCCCAAUCCACAACAGUUUCAAGAAACGCAGCUGCCAUAUAAAAUUGAUGAUCGUUGACCAGCAAAUUGCUAUUCAGGGCAAUGGAAACCUCGAUACCCAGUCCUUCUUCCAUAGUCAGGAGAUCAAUGUUCUUAUUGAUUCUGAGAUGGUAUGUCGCGCUUGGACGGAGUUGAUCAAUCGUAAUCAGAAUACGGCCAAGUAUGGUGCUGCCAGUGCCAAGGAUGGUUGCUGGCAUGAUCCAAAGACUGAUGAGAUUCCGCCUGGAUCUAUGGGGCCUGUGCCUGGUCGCUUCAGCUGGGCUAAGGGGGCUAUUGGCCGACGAUGUUCCCCCCAAACCAGUGCAAACGACGGACCAUAUUCAGUCAGACAUUGCAUCCAUUCGAUCCUAACACAAAUUCAUAAUCAGCCAGAAACCUACAGACCUCGGGAUGCAAUGUCUCGCACAUACGAUCAGCCAAUAAGAGACGUAGUAGACUAUGUCUACAAGUACCAACUCGACGAAGACGACGAAACAAUAUGGAAAAGUGCCCGCACCUCCCUUCUCGACGCAGUGGGCUGCGCCAUUGAAACAGCAGCAACAAGUACAACAUGCCGCAAUUUCCUCGGUCCCAUGACCAAAACAAUCGUCCCAAACGGGUUCAAAGUCCCAGGAACAGAUCACCAAGUCGACACACCGAAAGGUGCCUUCGAUCUAGGCCUUUUGAUCCGAUACCUUGACCACAACGACGCACUCGGUGGUGCAGAAUGGGGACAUCCAUCUGAUAAUCUCGGUGCAAUAAUUCCCGUGAUGGAUUGGCUUUCGCGCGCGAGCAUCGCAGGCGAGAUCGUCCACCGCGGACCUCCGCUGACCAUGCACACGCUGCUGGUUGCUUUGGUCAAGGCUUAUGAGAUACAGGGAUGUUAUCAAAUGCAGAAUGCAUUCAACGCCUACGGCAUUGACCAUGUCAUUCUUGUGAAGUUGGCCUCUGUCGCUGUUGUUUCUUGGAUACUCGGCUUGACAGAAGAGCAAGCCAUGGCGGCGGUAUCUCAUGUCUGGAUGGACGGUCAUCCAAGUCGGGUAUAUCGAAGCGGCGCGAAUACCGUAUGCAGGAAAGGGUGGGCGGCUGGCGAUGCAGCACGCAGGGCUGUGCAAUUGGCGUUUAUGGUUUCGCAGGGAGCGGCAGGAUCGCCGGGGGCAUUGAGUGCGAGACCGUUUGGAUUUUUGGAGCGGACGUUUGGGGAUAGUGGGUUCGUGUUCCCGCGUGCGUUUGGGGCGUGGACGGUGCGGAAUGUGCUUUUCAAGACUAUGCCUGUGGAAGGACAUGCGAUAUCUGCUGUCGAAGCUGCGGUUUUGCAUGCUGGGUUAUUAAGGAAGAAGGGGGUGGUUGACCCUGCGAGACAGAUCAAAAAUAUAUACCUGAGGGUGACGGAGGCUGCGUGUAUGAUUAUUGACAAGAAGGGCCCGCUGUACAAUGCUGCUGAUCGGGAUCACUGCAUUCAGUAUGUGGUGGCUUUGGCGUUGUUGAAAGGUAGCCCGCCGGUGGCGGUGGACUACUUGGAUGAGAGUCCAUGGGCUAAGAGUGAGGAGCUGGAAGCUCUGCGGGGGAAGAUUGUGGUUCAGGCUGACUCUGGACUUCAGCGAGACUAUCUGGAUCUUGAUAAGAAGAGCAUCGGUGCAGGUGUGACGAUCUAUCUCGAGAACGGCGCUGAACUGCCCGAGAUACUGAUCGAGUAUCCUGUGGGACAUGCGCGGAACCCUCGAACAGCGUCUGCGGUGCAGAAGAAGUUUUUCAAGAACAUGAGCUAUAUGUUCUCCGCAGCAGAGAUCAGUCGGAUACUUGGAGCAGUUCAACAGCCGGAUAUACUGAUCUCGGAUUUCAUAGACCUGUUCAUUCCAUCCUCCAAGUCGAAGAUAUAG
Molecule: messenger RNA, 3645 nt
Organism: Penicillium olsonii
Lineage: Eukaryota; Fungi; Ascomycota; Eurotiomycetes; Eurotiales; Aspergillaceae
Source: the annotation of a GenBank genome assembly